This is a messenger RNA of Sander lucioperca (pikeperch), 1471 nucleotides long. Its product is annotated as GTPase IMAP family member 9-like. NCBI's taxonomy places the organism in Eukaryota, Metazoa, Chordata, Actinopteri, Perciformes, Percidae. Bases 54 to 1034 code for a protein of 326 amino acids. The transcript has 2 exons. Gene Ontology annotation, molecular function: GTP binding. The record is from RefSeq and is a predicted model, not a curated record.
AUGAAGCUGAGAAGCAGCAGAAAGACUGUUCCAGCACCUGCACUCAACCAGAAAUGGCCAGCAAAUACUACCAUGAACAAAAGACGAAUAUGAGGAUAGUGAUGGUGGGGAAGACUGGGAAUGGGAAGAGUGCCACUGGAAACACCAUUCUGGGACGACAGUGCUUUGAAUCAAAGUUCAGUGCAAAGUCUAUGACUGUAGACUGUUCCCAGGGCAAAGCUGUGGUGGAUGGGCAACAGGUGGCUGUUAUCGACACCCCGGGCCUGUUUGACACCAGGUUUGGCAUGGAUAAAACAACUAAAGAUAUGAGCCAGUGCAUCUCUUAUGCUGCUCCUGGACCCCAUGUGUUCCUGGUGGUCAUCCGGCUGGGCAGAUACACCGAAGAGGAAAAGCAGACAGUGCAAAGGAUUCAAGAAAUCUUUGGACAGGCUGCAGACAGAUACAGCAUGGUUCUCUUUACUCAUGGGGACCUUCUUGAAGACACAACUAUUGAAGACUUCUUGAUGGAAUCCUCAGACCUGCAAGAACUCGUGGCCAGAUGUAAUGGCCAGUACCAUGUCUUCAAUAAUAAGCUGAAGGAUCACUCUCAGGUCACUGAGCUGCUCCAGAAGAUCAGAAAUUUAACCCAGAAGAACGGAGGAAGCCACUACACAAACAAGAUGUUCAAAGAGGCCGAGAAAGAAGAGCAAAUACGCAAAGAAAAAGAGAAACUGGAGAGAAAACUUCAGGAAGAAUAUGAAAAACAGAUGAAGGAAAUGAAUGAACAACUUCAGGCUGAGAGGGAGAGGGAGAGGAAAGAGAGAGAGGAGGAGAGGGAGAGGGAGAGGGAGAGAAGAGAGAGGGAGAGGAUGAGGCAGAGGGAGGAAAGAGAAGCAGAGAGGAAGAGAGAUGAAGAGGAGCGAGAAAGGCAUAGAGCAAAUAUGCAGAAAUAUUUUGAGGAGCAGCGUGAAAGGGAACUGGAAGUAGAAAGAGAAAGGUUGAGAUGGCAAGCAUGGCAGCAAUCUGAUUCACAAAAUGAUUGUACGAUUCUCUGAUUAAAAUGAGAAAGAAAGGGUCAAACUUCCCUCCUCUCACUAUAACACUGGAUGGUAAUGACAACUUAUCAGCCAUUGAUACCUCAAGUUAACAUACUGAUAUACUUUAAAACUCCACAUUUACAAUUUACAACUGGGAAGAACCAGGCAGUCCUUCUUGUCUGACAUCAUCGGUAACAAUGCAUAUAAUACAUGUACUAUGUUGGCUACCAUUGAGAAGCAAGUUCACUACCUUCUUUCUUUAGAAAUAAAAAAUUCAGUUAAAAUUCCCCUUACACAUAUUGCAUCAAUCAAGUAAUUCUCUUUCUCUUUACACAAAAUAUAAUCAGUGGUUUCUAUUCAUUCUGUACUUUAAUGUUUAAUGUGGUUCAUGCAUGUUAUAAAGCACUCUGAAUCUCCUUUGUGUAUAAUAUGUGCUAUUCAAAUAAACUUGCUUU